AUGGAGCCGGAAAUGGAAGCAGAGACGCCGAAGUCAGAUCUGCCGGAAGUCAAGAAGGCUGCAGCACUACCAAGUCCGACUGUGGGUGUCGUGAGUCCGAUGCUUAGUCAGAGAAGGGCAGACAAUGCAGUUGUUGAUCCGGCCCAGCUCAAGCCGGCACCUCCGCCCGUUGAAUGUGAACCAUCGUCAUCUUCACGAUCACUUGAAAAGAAGGCGCCGCCAGUUCCUAAUCGCUCUGGCUCUCGUAUCGAGACUACUUUUGACUGUACACCUCCGGCAAUGGCACCCAUACGACAGCCACCUGCUUAUGAGCAACUGGUCCAGCAGGGUCGAAUACAUCGCUGUCGACUGGGUAGGUUUAACCUUUCUACCAAACUGAAGUUCUUUUUAUCGAGCGUUCUCACGCACUCUUUUAAUUACUGGUGGAAUCUAAAGUAA
Molecule: messenger RNA, 438 nt
Organism: Cooperia oncophora
Lineage: Eukaryota; Metazoa; Nematoda; Chromadorea; Rhabditida; Trichostrongylidae
Source: the annotation of a GenBank genome assembly